Nasonia vitripennis (jewel wasp) is the source of this 955-nucleotide messenger RNA. It is a transcript of the gene Dhfr, whose product is annotated as dihydrofolate reductase. The record is from RefSeq and is a predicted model, not a curated record. Lineage: Eukaryota; Metazoa; Arthropoda; Insecta; Hymenoptera; Pteromalidae. Bases 310 to 864 code for a protein of 184 amino acids. Gene Ontology annotation, cellular component: mitochondrion. Gene Ontology annotation, molecular function: dihydrofolate reductase activity; NADP binding. The transcript has 5 exons. Gene Ontology annotation, biological process: folic acid metabolic process; glycine biosynthetic process; tetrahydrofolate biosynthetic process.
UAUUUUUGAUAAAACUGUUCGAUCAUUUUUCGAGCGCUUUGUUAUUUGCAAUUUUCAAAAAACAAAUCCAGUGGAAUGUUAAAUCGAUUACCUAUUAUUAUCGUCGAUAGAGAAGAAAUCUCAAGUAUAGAGAGAACGUUACUUUCAACUUUCAAUCUCUGCAAUAAAGUAUCGCUGCAUUCCGUAAAUGUAUAUAUAUAUAGGUAUAGGUUUACACUGUAACCUCGCGCGUAAUAUCAUUCGACCUCUAUAUAAUCCGAAAAAACGCGGGCUCCUUCGUUCUUUGUUUGACACUGGAAAUCAGUGAAAAUGCAAGUCAAAUUGAAAUUAAUUGCGGCGGCAUGCGAGAACAUGGGAAUCGGCGUCAACGGAGAUUUGCCGUGGCGUUUGAGAAAAGAAAUGGAUUUCUUCACGAAAAUGACAUCGACAACGAAAGAUGAGAAUAAAAAAAAUGUAGUUUUGAUGGGUAGGAGAACUUGGGAAAGUAUUCCUAAGAAAUUUAAACCCCUGUCAAACAGGAUAAACAUGGUGCUCACAUCCCAGCCACUUGACCUGGGUGAAGAUGCUAUUGUAUGCAAGAAUUUGCCUGAAGCAAUUGAAAAGAUUUCUCAGAGUCCUUUGAAAGAUAAGGUUGAACAAGUAUGGGUCAUUGGAGGUAGUUUAGUCUACAAAACCAGUAUGGAGUCACCCAAUUUCUAUAGGCUUUAUUUAACUAGAGUAAAAAAAGAUUUUAAAUGUGAUGCCUUCUUCCCAGAGAUUCCAAAUGAUUACAUAUUAGUAAAAGAUCCAGAAGUCCCUGAGGGAAUUCAAGAAGAGAAGGACAUUAAAUUUGAAUACGAAGUGUAUGAGAAGAAACAGAAUUGAUUGAGCAGCUUGAAAUAACUUUUAUAUAAGAGAAGAUAAAAAGUAUAUGCCAAAAGAAAUAUUCUGAAUAAAGCUUUAUUUUAAAAUAUUA